Messenger RNA from Orbicella faveolata, 1859 nucleotides. RefSeq lists its product as uncharacterized. The record is from RefSeq and is a predicted model, not a curated record. Lineage: Eukaryota; Metazoa; Cnidaria; Anthozoa; Scleractinia; Merulinidae.
ACUGUGUUGAAUUUUUAAAUCUUUAAAGUGUCAAUGAGUUGUCAAGCAGAUCACAACACCGUAUGUUACAGCUUCUCUCAUCACUCCGUCGUCAUAAUCCAAUAUCAAAUAUUUCGUUGGUGGCGAUACGUCGUUUGUAAAUAUUUUCCGACACUUCUAAAUCGCGUUAUGGGCGACCACGAGUUGAACUCCAUCUCGCCUGAUCAAAUCCUGCCAGAUUACUCAAGCAGGGAUUCUUCAUCGGAUCAUGUAAAGCGACAACAUUCGAGAAUUUGCCUUUUGGCUGCUGUCGUGUUCGUGUUGGGAGUUUGUUGUCUCGUAACUGGAGUGGUGCUAAUUGUUUUGUCGCAAACCCAGAAAACUGCCACGAAAGGCAAGGUUUCAGCUAAUGCCAUUGACGAAGAAGGACCAUGCAAUAUGACAUGCUUUAGCAGCAAAAAUGACUCAAAAAAAGAAAAUCCCUGUGCGUUUUCUUUGGAAGCGAAGCUUGCAGGUUUAGAGUCCUUUUUCGCCAAGGUCAAAGGGGUACAGAGCAGCUUCACGCCUUACAAAAGUUAUUUCACCAAGGAUCUUUUCCAACCUUACGAUCCAGCGCCGAAGACAGCUAAAAUGUUAACCGACCAAACACGAACACUUUACGAAAAACUUCUGGAGAUAAGAGCCAGCUUGAACACGGGAAGACUCAAGCUAAGAGAAAGAAGACUUUUAGCAUUUGCUGAACACGAAUUAAAGCAUUUCUUUGGGAAACCCUACGAGAACAAUUAUUACACAGGAGCCUGGAUGUUGGGUCCCAGUCAGAGAUGCAAGUCUGAGCCAAUCGCCUCGCUGUCAAGUCACGUAAGCCGAGGACUGUACAUAUUUCUUACGAAGGAGAACAAAACUAUGACAGCUGCAGAAGAUGCCUUGAACAUGCUGCCAAAAUAUCAACAAGGUAUCGAUCAGUACAAACUUAACCUACAGAGAGGCGUGACGACAGGAAUGGUCCGGUCAAUAAGCGAAUGCGCCGAGGGAAUAGAGUGCGUGAAACAAUAUAAUCUCGACCUUUUUACCCGCAAAAAGCCCGAUGCUGUGUUGUCUUGGUAUGGGGUACACUCUCGUAUACAAGACUUCGUAUCUCAUGUUCCGAUACGAGAUUUAUCUGCAUGGAUUGAGAAAUAUGGUAAAAAUAUGUCAGAUUCCCUUUACGAUGGUGUCAUCAAAUUUGUUGGAAAGCCGCUGGUCAGUUUGUUUGAGUAUCUUGAAAAUGAUCACAUGACACACUGUGUACCCGGUAAUGUAUCCAGUGGCCUGGGAACGAGGCCUGUCGAUCAUGUCUACUUAAACGGGACAAGAACAUCAAAAACGACAAAUCAAACACUGGAUGGCACGGAAAAGAUAAUGAAGGGAAAGGACGCCUAUAAAGAAAUUCUAUCGUACUUUACUACGACAAGCUACACCCCAGGCAAGUAUUCAUAUCUUGACCUUGACCAGUGGACCAGGCAGGGGUGAUACAUGCCAUCUCAACGAUUUCAGUGAAACUUGGCCAGAUUGAAGGGCAUACCCAAUAACUCAAAGAGCCAAAACGGUUUCAAAAUUGCAAUUUUCCGGGGGACUUACACCACCCCCUACUUUUUUUUUUACAUAAAUUCCUUUAAAUACUACACUAAAUAAGGGUAAAAGUAGGGGCUCUCAAACAUGAGCAAUUCAUCCAAUUCAAUUGUGGCUUUACACGACUGUAAAUACGUCCUUCGUGAGUUAUAUACGGGAGUUUCAUGUAAUUUGAAUGAUAACCUGUCAAUCAAUUUAAGUUAAUAACUACCCAUGUAAAAUGGCAUGGCAAACUAUGGUGAUUUUGAGGACAAAUAUCUCCAGUGGCCAAG